AUGGCCCAAACACCCAUCUCGCUGGAAGCGUCGACGCUGACGCCAGCGCGACUGGCUGCCGCUGCAUCCAAAUGCACCGAACUCCAGCGCUCAGGCCGCGAAACGCAUGCCAAACGGCCCUUUGCGGCUCUCUUGCUGGGCCCGGACUGCGAAACGGUGCUCAUGACCUCGCUGUCCCUCUCCCACGUCCGACACGCCGAGUGCGAGCUUGCCCGCAAUGCGGCCGACAACUACGCCUGGGACUACCUCGCCCAGUGCACCAUGGUGUCCACGUGGGAGCCGUGUGCCAUGUGCGCCGGGGCCAUCUACUGGGCGCAUAUCGGCCGUCUUGUGUAUCUCGCAUCUGAAAAGACCCUGCAGACGCUGACGGGGACGGGCAAUACGGAGAACUUGACACUGGAUAUGCCAUGCCGGUCCUUGUUUGCGGCCGGCCAAACGACGGUCGAAGUGCUCGGGCCAUUCACAGAGGAGGGCUGGGAACAGAAAGUGGUGGACGAUGCCGCACUCUACUGGUCAACAACGGCGUAG
Messenger RNA from Sporothrix schenckii 1099-18, 528 nucleotides. RefSeq lists its product as uncharacterized. The coding region runs from base 1 to 528 and encodes 175 amino acids. Gene Ontology annotation, biological process: purine nucleoside catabolic process. The transcript has a single exon. NCBI's taxonomy places the organism in Eukaryota, Fungi, Ascomycota, Sordariomycetes, Ophiostomatales, Ophiostomataceae. Gene Ontology annotation, molecular function: guanosine deaminase activity. The record is from RefSeq and is a predicted model, not a curated record.